UGGGGAGCAAUCUGUGGCCGGGAAAUUGACUCCAUCUUGGAGAAAAGUAAUGGGCUGGCCCGCAAGAUGCCUGACAAACUGAAUACCAAAGCAGUGGAGUUAAUUGGUGCGUGAGAGAGCGUGAGUCUUGUGGGAGUGUUGCCGACGAAAAAGCCAAAAAGGCCGGCUAGUGGAUAGGUUGUACGUAUGAAAAAGUGUAGUGGGAAAGAGCUGGAUUCUUGGUUCAUUUUUGAAGCUGGGAUUGAAUCAAAAAAUUGGUUUGGUGGAUCGGACGGCCACGGUUGUGUCAAACACAUACAAAACAAUAUAGAUGGUGCAGUCGGAAUCAAUCAAGCAGGCAAUUCAUUCUGGUCCCGGGUUCACAAUCUGUUCUGCGAAAAGGCAAAUACGAUAGUUCGAACUAGGGAGGCUGUUGAAUCACGCUUUAAAGUUAUGAAUCAUCAGUGUUCUUUAUGGAAGAGAAGUUUGCAAAAAGCAAAUGCAACCCAGAGAAGUGGAUCCAAUCUGAUCGAUGUGGUAUUUUAAAUUAUUUCCUCCCUAAUUUUAUUGCAACAUUUUAUGUAUUACAUGAAUAUAUUAUUCAUUAUUUCUAUUUUACAUUCUAUUAUAAUU
Molecule: messenger RNA, 612 nt
Organism: Cuscuta epithymum
Lineage: Eukaryota; Viridiplantae; Streptophyta; Magnoliopsida; Solanales; Convolvulaceae
Source: the annotation of a GenBank genome assembly